Sceloporus undulatus (fence lizard) is the source of this 2751-nucleotide messenger RNA. Its product is annotated as zinc finger protein 708-like. Gene Ontology annotation, molecular function: DNA-binding transcription factor activity, RNA polymerase II-specific; RNA polymerase II cis-regulatory region sequence-specific DNA binding. The record is from RefSeq and is a predicted model, not a curated record. The coding region runs from base 295 to 2751 and encodes 818 amino acids. The transcript has 7 exons. Gene Ontology annotation, biological process: regulation of DNA-templated transcription. Lineage: Eukaryota; Metazoa; Chordata; Lepidosauria; Squamata; Phrynosomatidae.
GGAGGAGUGCAUCUUCCUAGAGCGGCCCAUCUCCUGCUGCUCAGCCCCACUGUCUGUGUCUAUGGGGAGGAGGCUGCUGCCGCCUCUGCUUCUGCCAGAGCUUGGCUUUGGAAUUUCUAUUUGCCAGUUUUUUGUUCAUGGAUGAGUCUGGCAGAAGAUGAGAACUUUUUCACCUCAGGCAGAAUCCACUUGGGUGCAUUGCUCAGCGAGGGAAAAGUAAGACUCAGCUAGCCCUGAAUUAAGAAAAAGCUAGUGGAUGCUGGGAGCAGAGGAGAAUUCUGAGGAAAAGGAACCAUGCAGAAAAACCUGGGCAAAGAUCUGCUCAGUUCAAAUGCACAGUGCCAGCUCUUCAGGCAGCUCUGCUAUGAGGAGGCUCAGGGCCCUCGAGAAUUUUGCAAUCAACUCCAUGCUCUCUGUCAUCAGUGGCUCAAGCCCAAGGAACACACAAAAACUCAGAUCCUGGACCUGGUGAUCCUGGGGCAGUUCCUAGCUGUCCUUCCCCCGGAGAUGGAAAGCUGGGUGAGAGAGUGUGGAGUGGGAACCACUUCCCAAGCUGUGGCCCUGGCAGAGGGUUUCCUUCUGAGCCAGGCAGAGAAGAAAAAGGAGGAAGAGCAACAGGGUGUUUUUGUGGAAGAAGCCACUGACUUUCCUGAGGCAGAGAAAAUUCCCUUAGACCCCCGGCAGAGAGUGCUGUCCAGAUGGAUCUUGCAGGAAGAGGACAGAGAUUCCAUCUCAUUUGGAAAUGGAAGACUACCAGGACCAAAAUGUACUGGCUCAGCUAUUCGUUCUGACACUUUGAGAACAUAUUCCGCAAGCCUGGAUCAGGUGACCUUUGAGGAGGUGGCUGUGUAUUUUAGCAAGGAGGAGUGGGCUCUGCUGGAUUCAGAUAAAAGGGCUUUUCACAGGGAAGUCAUGGAGGAGAACCUGGCAAUUGUGGUCUCUCUAGGUGAUGGACUGGGGAGUGAAGAUGAAAGAGAACUAGGCAGGGAUUUGCUGCAAAGAGAGGAAUGUCAACAGAAGGAAGAGAAGGGAGCCAAAGCUGACACCGAAGAGAAAAAAAGGAAUAAAGCCUCUGCUUCUCAGUCUGGAGACAUCUGUGGAAUCUCCAUCCAAGAUGUAACAGGAAAGGGAAGUGGAAGGGAAAAAUAUAUUUCUUCUGAAUGUCAGAGGAACCUCAGUUGUGAAGGAAACCUUAACCUUCCCAGGGAAACACAUGCAGAAAGAAGUCACACAACAGACAAAAACUGUGAAUUCCUGAAGUGUGUAAAGAACUUUAGGUGGAAAUCACAUGUUAAGUCGCAUCAAAGAACUCAAACGGAGGAGAAGUCAUUCAGUCACUCAGAGCCUGGAAAAUUUUUCAAGUGGACAAUAAAACUCCCUGGACAACAAGCAACUCAAACAAGGGAGAAACCAUUUAAGUGCUUAAAGUGUCGAAAGAGGUUCAGUCAGAAGACACAGCUCAUUCGUCAUCAAGGAAUUCAUACAGGGGAGAAACCAUUCAAGUGCUUGAAGUGUGGAAAGAAUUUCUCUCGAAAGAAUGCUCUUACUUCUCAUCAAGUAGUUCACACAGGAGAAAAAGCAUUUAAAUGCCUGGAGUGUGGACAAAGUUUCACUAAGAAGAGCUACUUCUUUCGUCAUCAAGAAGUUCACACAGGAGAGAAACCAUUCAAAUGCUUGGAAUGCGGAAAAAGCUUCUCUUGGAAGGCAAAUCUUACUAAUCAUCAGGCAAUACACACGGGAGAGAAACCAUUUGUAUGCCUGCAGUGUGGACAAACUUUCAGGCAGAAGAACCACUUCACUCGUCAUCAAGUAAUUCAUACAGGGGAGAAACCCUUUAAAUGCUUGGAGUGUGGAAAGAGCUUCGGUUGGAAGAGAAGCCUCAUAUAUCAUCAAGUAACUCACACAGGAGAAAAACCAUUUAAAUGCUUGGAGUGUGGAAAGAGCUUCAGUCAGAAGACACACCUUAUUCGUCAUAAAGCAGUUCACACAGGGGAAAAACCAUUUAAGUGCAUGCAGUGUGGAAGGAGCUUCAGACACAGCACAGGCCUCACUUCACAUCAAGCAACUCACAGUGGAGAAAAACUGUAUAAAUGUUUGGAUUGUGGGGAAAGUUUCACUCAUAAGGCAAGUCUCGCUUCUCAUCAGGCAACUCACACUGGAGAGAAAUAUUUUAAAUGUUCAGAGUGUGAGGAAAGUUUCAGUCAGAAAACAGACCUAAUUUUUCAUCAAACGACUCACACAGGGGAAAAGCCAUUUAAAUGCUUGGCAUGUGGAAGGAGCUUCACUUGGAAGAGAAGCUUCAUUCGUCACCAAGCAAUUCAUACAGGAGAGAAGCCAUUUAAAUGCUUGCAGUGUGGAAAAAGCUUCACUCAGAAGACAAAUCUCACUUCACAUCAGUUAAUUCACACUGGGGAGAAACCCUUUAAAUGCCUGGAGUGUGGAAAGAGCUUCACUCAGAAGAAAGGCCUUACUUCUCAUCAAAAACCAUAUAAAUGCCUCGAGUGUGGAAAGACCUUCAACUGGAAGAAAAGCCUUGCUUGUCAUCAAGCUACUCACACUGGAAAGAAACCAUUUGAAUGCUUAGAAUGUGGAAAGACCUUCACACAGAAGAAUGGUCUGACUUCUCAUCAAGUAACCCACACAGCAGAGAAACCAUAUAAAUGCCUAGAGUGUGGAAAGACCUUCAGCUGGAAGAAAAGCCUUAUCUGUCAUCAAGCAAGCCACACAGGGACAGACCAUUUAAAUGCCUAG